UAUGAACUCACAAACAUUGUCUGCCCCUUUGCAAAGUUAUUACUUGGUCAUAGGAAAUUUGUAUUCGAAGCUGGCCAAAUUCAUGCUUUCUGAUUUGCGGAAUGCAAGCAAAAUGAGCUCCAGUGUUAAGGAUCUCUCCGCAUUGAGUGCAAGAGCAUCAGCUCGGACUUGGGCGAAUCAUGUAGUUUCCAGUGGAUGGUGUGUGGCCGUAAGGCUUGCGUGUUAGAAACCAUGGGAGAAAACAUUGAGUCCUCUGUCGAAGAUGAGGACAGUGAAAAGGAGGAGGAAGAAGAGGAUCUGGCUGAGGAACCUGCCUUGGGCGAGUCUGAUUUCGACGUGAUGGAUGACUCAACCAAGUCCGGGGAUGGGCCCGUGGCCGAGAGCACCGGUUCUGAAGUGAGCUCUACGUGCUCUGAUGCGGCAAGUGAUGCCAAUGAGCAUCCUCGCAAGAAACGCAAAGACAUUUGGAAAUAUCGGAGGCGAAAGGGCCUCCCCCCUCGCCUACAAGAUAUCCGUAAGACCACCAUUCCCAAUAAUAACCUGCAGAAGACUGCGGAUGUCAGUGGGGAGAGCUCUGGCGGAGAGUCUGAAACAAUUAUUGAAGGGUUACUUAGUGAGAGUGAUGUGGACUCUGAAGAGGAGUUCACCGAAUCGGAAUCGGAAUCCGAAACCGAAUCUGAUUCAUCAACUUCCGAAGAAGCAGAUAGAAGGCCACCAGUUAGAGAGAGCAAGCUGAAAGCUUUAAAAUCUCUCACCGAUACUGACCAAUUGGAGAGUGACGAUGAGCCAGGCAAUCAGGACCUAGCAAAGGAAGCAGAUGAUGAGGGCGGAAAAGCCUCAUCCCAAGGAGAGGAAGUUCAUGUAGAUGAGCAAAAAUGUGCAAGUGACCCCGUUCCAUUAGAUUCUGAUGAGGAACCUCUGGCUGUGAUCAAGGCUAGGAUUAAAGUGAAGAAGAUUCCGGUGGUUAAGGACAAUCUGAAAGGAACCACGUCGCCGGAGAAGAAGAGUGCUGAAAAUCCUGAAGAAAAGUUGAACAAAGUCUUUCAAGAAUCUCCAGAUCCAACUCCGGAUCAGAUAACUACUCUUAUGAAUGAAAUCACUUGGGAAGAGGAUCGUAUCAAAGCUUGGUUUGAGGAUAGAAGGGUGAAAGUAGUCAAGGUGAGGAAGUCGCGAAGCCCAAAGAAAAGUCUCAAAAUGCAGGAAGUCGAGCAAAGUAAGAAGAACCCACCGCCAGCUCGAAGACCGUCCAGGGACAACAAGCCAGUGAAGUCAAACUCAGCGCCCCACAAAGAAAGAAGCACAAAGUCCAAACGGUAUCACAGUCCAGCAACAAUUCAAGUGCUUAGCACCUUCUACGAAACGGUCUCGCCCUAUCCAUCCAAAGACGACUUUCAGGAUCUUUAUGAGGAAACUGGGGUGGAACCACGGCGGAUUCUGAACUAUUUUUCACAUCGGAGAAGAACCGAAAAGCAUAAAGGAACUUUCAUUGAGCAACCAAAGCGGAGGUCAUCCCAGAAGAAAACUCAAAAAACCUCUAAAUCGGCGAGAGAUGAGGAGGCUAAAGAGAUCGUUGCCACGCCUAAGGAAGAGGAGCUGGUGCCUGAAGUCAAGCCGGAAAUUGCUCCCGAUGCUUCAAAUGCUACUAAUGAUGCCCAAGAGAGUGGAUGUAUCGGCCUGGGCCACGAGAAAUGUCUAUUGUGCCCGGAUUACUCAGCUAAAAGCAGAGACACCAUGUAUCGUCAUUUCCGGCUCAGACAUAAGGUGCAUCCUCGAUUCUGUAAACGGUGUAAAUUGGUCUUCACCAAGGCCUCCUAUGAGACUCAUUCCUGUAAGAUCUCUUCUGGCAUUCCUUCCAAGACUCAGCCCAAACCAAUUCCAUGCGAGGAGACGCCGAAGCAAAAGCCGAAACCCAAGUCACAGUUGAAGCUAAAAAAGAAAUCUCCCACGAAGAAAGAGCUCAACUCUCCCACCAUAUUUUUCUCGCGACGUUACGGUCAAUUGCUGAAGAAGCUGGGAGCCAAACCUGGCAAAAAUCAAUGUCUGCAACAGACUGUUGCUCAAAGUAGAUUCCAUCGAAAUGGAAAACUCGAAGUGUGUCUAGUCACGCCCGAGCAAUUUCAGGCAGUCCAGGACUUUUGCUUGGGAGAAAAAGGCAACUUGAGGCCCACUCCUUUGCCAAUUUGCUGUGAAUGCCUUGGAACCGAGACAGGCAAUCCCAAUGGAGAGCAUGAGUCUCUGAUCUCUUGUCACGGCUGUGGAACGUCUGUACAUCCAUCCUGUCGGGUGUACAGUAACGAUUUGGUUCUACACUUCCAAGAGAAUGGUUGGGUCUGUGAUGAAUGCAAAAAUUGCCUGGUUUGCGGGCUCACGCAGAAAGAGGAGGAUCUCAUCAUUUGCGAGUACUGUGAUCAAGGAGUCCACUACUCAUGCUUGGACCCUAAACCAGAGAAGCGUCCCAAAGUGUGGGACUGCGAUGAUUGUCUGAUAGCAAGGGGAAAACGACCAAAUAAUAACGUCAAGAAGAGGAAGGAUGUGGAUGGAGUGAACAUCCGACCAACCCUCUCCGCCAGUCUCACCACCUUGCUUGGUGUCAACACCGACCCAAUGCCGACCAAAGUGAAAGAGGAGACCAUGUUGUCUUCUCCAGGAUCCCUGAUGCUGGGACACAGCAACGGUCUCACGGACGAGGAGCUAACCAAGAUCCGUCUGAUUGAGGGUGCUGCCGCCAAGACCGCUCUGAAGGGUACCCUUAAGAGUAGUUCCAAAGUGGACAGAGAAAAGGCCAAAUUCUUCAAACAAAGCAUGUAUAACAAGCUUAAUAAUGGCUCUAGCAAUAGCGGUGGUAACAACAGCACCAACGGUUUGAGUCGAUUCUCGCCUGAUCAUCCAGAAAUUGGCGGAAUCCGGAACAAGACUACUGGCUCUUCCAAGAAACAGUCCAAAGAAAAGUUGCCCAAAGACAAAGCCACGCCUCCUCCGUCACACCCACCCCCAAAUCUGAGGGUAGAGCCGUCAAGUGAUAACCUGACCUCAACUGAGUGCGAUGAGAGUCAAUCCGAGGAGGAGGAACAACGGCAGCAACACAAAACUUUACCCCUGGAAGGUGAGCAGCCUCCAUCCCCAGCGGUGAAUGAUAAGCCCCCUACAGCCAAGAAGGGUAGGCCCCGGAAGAAUUCUCUGGGACUACCUCCCCGAAGAAGGUCCACUCGCAACUCUGACGUGACCACCGACACUAACACUGACCAAGAGGAGGUCCUACCCUCCAAGGACAUGACCCUCGUCAAGGACAUUCCCGAAGAGGUUCUAUACGACCCUAAUUCCUUAGAGAACAAACCUAAAGGUCUAGUGGAUAGUCUGUCCAAAUAUUUCACGCCAGGGAUCAAGCGAACCUCCCGAACCGCCCUGAAUUCUCUCAUCAAGCCCCACGUGGAAUCGUCUCACUCUAAAAGUGAAUCCAAGCUCCUCCACAAGAGGAAACUGAAAUCAGAAUCCGAUGACAAAGGGCUCAGCUGUUCGUCCGGCGGCGAGACCGAGAAGUCCGAAACUGGGCGAAAGCGUAAAAUCCGCCGAUCAUCGACCGCCAGCAAGUCUACCCACAAGAGUAACCAAAGCGACGGCGAGACCGCUCCGGAACGCAAACGACACACUUCUGCCGGUCAGAGCCAGGUCAGAUCGCUCUAUGACGGGCUAAGCCAUUUGUACACGGACUGUGAUUCCCGCCUACGACACGUACCUUCCACGAACUACGCUGAGAAGCGCCGCAAGCAACUGGGAGAGGAAGGCAUGGAGAGUGAUUCUCACGUGAGCGACCGCGUCCGAAGUCCGGAUGUGUCCUCGUUGUCAGGGAUGAAGAGCCCUCCUCGGAUGGCCAGCCCACUACGUUUGUCAGAUGGCGAGAGGCCCAAAAGCGGCCUCGAGGAUCCACUCCUAGCCGCAUUGUCCGACGAUAAUGACAGCGGGUCCAAAGUGGUGGCGGACAUUGGGAUCUCCGACAAGGAUUCGGCCCAAAUCAACCAAAAAGGCAAGAAGAAAAAAGGUUCAUUGGGCGGAGCAGACGAUGGGGGCGGGGCACUACAACUUCCCAGUGGUGUGACUGAGCGGGAUGUGGCCUUAUUCACGAAAUCGCAAGGCAAAGCCAAGCGAUUUCUGGAAAAGGAACAAAACGCCUCCCUCACCCAAGACAUCUCCACCCACAAAACGGGCGGUCCCGAACAUGGUGUGCCUUCCCAGGUGUCUGUGCCGCACCUGAGCUCAUCGUCACCAGGCUCGUCUGCGCGAUCCCCGUUGUCCAUUCAGUUCGGCAAGUUCGAGAUCAGCACGUGGUACUCUUCCCCUUACCCGCACGAAUACGCCCGUCUCCCCAAGUUGUACUUGUGCGAGUUCUGUCUCAAGUACAUGAAGUCGCGUCCGAUCUUGGAGCGGCAUGUGCGGAAGUGUCAGUGGCGUCAUCCCCCGGGAACGGAGAUCUACCGCAAAGACCACUUGUCCGUGUUUGAGGUGGAUGGAAACACCAAUAAGAUCUAUUGUCAGAACCUGUGUCUGUUGGUCAAGUUGUUCCUGGACCACAAGACGCUCUACUACGAUGUCGAGCCGUUCCUGUUCUACAUCCUGACCAAGAACGACGAGAAGGGCUGUCAUUUGGUGGGCUAUUUCUCCAAGGAGAAGCACUGCGCUCAAAAAUACAACGUCAGCUGCAUCAUGACCCUUCCCAAUUAUCAGCGCCGAGGCUACGGACGACUCCUCAUCGACUUUAGUUACCUGUUAUCCAAGGCUGAGAAGCAAGCGGGCACGCCGGAAAAGCCUCUGUCUGACUUGGGCCGCGUGUCCUAUCAUUCCUACUGGAAAUCUGUGAUCCUCGAAUACCUCCACGCUCACCGUAAGAUGAGCGAGAUCUCUGUCCAAGGCAUCCACGCCGAAACGAGUCUCCAUCCGCACGACAUCGUGCUCACCUUCAUGCUCCUCGGGUUCAUCCGCAAGAGUGUGGACAACCAGUUCAUCCUCACCAUGGAUUGGUCCAAAGUCGACCAACACAUGGACCGACUCAAGCAGGCCUUGGACAGGGGCACCCGGGUCAAUCUUGAUGCGGACGCGCUCCGGUGGACGCCCAUUAUCAGCGGACAAGAUCUCUAUCGGAGUCCGUUCAAGAGCUUCGGGGGACCCUCGUCGCCUAUCAAGAGUCCGGACAAUAAGCGACGGAAAAGGCUCUCCAUGAGCCGUGAUCUCAGUACGGAUACGGACUCGGACCACGGCCAAGACGACGUGGAGGAGAAGAAGCCCAAUAAUAACAGCGUCCAAUCAUCAUCAUCAUCAUCAUCAUCGUCGUCAACAUCGCAGCUGCAACAGCAGGUGAAGAAGAAGCCGCGCAAGACGACUUCAACCAAUAAAUCAACUAGUCAUUCGGGGGAAUAUAAAGGGCAGGCUGGUGGGGCGUUACUCAACAUCAUAUCUCGGAAACGCAAUAACAAGAAACAGCAUCUGAAGCACUCUCUAACACCCAAAGAGGAAAAAGAUGCUGUGGGAUCGCCGACGAUCACCAAUCACGGCAGUUCAUCCAAGAAGAUCCUCAACAAAAGUUCCGAAACGGACAAUGAGGAUGCUGACGUAGAGGAUGAGCUGGACGAGGUGGAACAUCAUCAAGAACAACAACAACAACAACAUCAACAACAACAACAUCAACAACAACAACCAAGUAACCACCGUGUGGUGACCGCUUCCGCGAUCUCCAAGAACCCCAAUCACAAAACGAAUACUAACGACUUGAAGUUGAAGCGUAUGAUGCGCAAGACCAAUAACUACCAUAAUAACACUCAUCAUCAUCAUCAUCACCACCAACAACAACAACAACAACAAAAUCAACAACAACAACAACUGAACCACUCCCAACGGACAUUGAAUCAAGAGGAUACGGCCAUUCUAAUGGAGGAAACCCGCAAGUUCCGACGAGCUGCCGCUAAUCGUGCCAGUGAUCGAAUCAGUAAGGAUCUCCAACAGAGGUCACUCUCAGAGGAAGAGAUCACCAAGGAGGAACCCGAGAAGGAGCCCGAGCCCGAGGCUGAGAAGGAGAACAUUGUUGUGGCUCAAGCACCCAAGGAAAAGGACAAAGAAAAGGAACGGAAACCCCUGUCUUGGCCUGAGCAAUUGGCCAGGAUCAAGGCCAGGAGUGCUCCCAGUCGAGGAUCGGAAGACUCCGUGGAUUCAGUGGACCUACCCAUGGAGUCACCAGUCAGGAAGAAACAGAAGGUCAAUCCUGCGGAGCCAGAAGAAGAAAAAGUGUCUCCUAAAAGAGCCAAGAAGCUGGAGGACGGGAAAAAGUCGAAGAUCAAGAAAAGGGAAUCCAAUUCUGAAGAGCUCCCCCCACUCCUGGAACCGCAGGUUAUCAUUCCGUCAAUCAAAAAGAAGACCAGUUCUGAAAAGACUCAAUCAUCCGACAAAGACCCAACAUCCACAUCCUCUCCUUCGUCGUCUUCAUGGCUCAAAGGUCUCCAAGAGCGACAAAGCAAUGGAAAGAAGGCCAAGGUUUCGUCUUCGUCAUCUUCCACAUCUUCUACUCAUGUGGCCAUUACAACGCCCCCAAGCGUUUCGAAAGGUCAAUUGGUUACUCCGAAAUUGAGUAAAGAGCCAUCGAACACGAGUAAAUCUGCAACCACAAAAGAGAAAGAGAGGGUCAAACAAAUGAGUAUUAUGGCGUAUGUUAAAAAGAAAAAGGAAGACUCCCUGAAGGCUGCUGUGGAAUCGGGCGGCGAAACGGGUGAGGAUCAAGUGCCGGAUGCUGAGCGAGUCAUCAACUCAGAGGCCACUUUCAAUGCCAAUAAAAACUACCUGAAAGCGUUUGAAACUUUUGUGGAAAAAGAUGACGAGCCGGACUCACCGAUGACCAGCAAGCCUCAGCAUGUCAAUGAAGAGAAGAAGGAAGGUAAAAUCAAGAAGAAGAAAGAACCCACCUCGGUUCUGACUGAAGAUGUUCCAGAUGGGAAACCAGAAGGGAAAAGGGAAGGGAAAACAAAGAGGAAGGAAUCUGUCAACAAGCAAGACAUUAAGGAUGACAAGAAGGACUCCAAGCUCAAGAGGAAAGAUUCUUUGAAGGACGAGAAAAAGGAUGUCAAAAUCAAGAAAAAGGACGAUGGAGAGGACCCAAAACCAAAGAGAAAAGAUUCCAUCAAGGAAGACAAGAAGAGUGAGUCCGUCGAUGGUGGUGUUGAGGAAAUCAAAUUGACUGAAGUCAAGCGACCUGUAGAUGAAAAUGAUGAACCGUCCAAUACGAACGAGGUAACCGAGUCCAAUGAGGAACAUCUUCCAAGUAAGACUGAAAAGAAGAAGAUUCUCCCUGAAGAGCCUGAAGCCAAACAGGAAAAGGAGAAAGAAAGUCCUGAUCCAAAGAAGGCCUAUAUCCGAAGGCAAGCUGAGCAAGAAGAGCUGGAGAAGCAGAAGCAGGUUGAAGAAACUCCAACUCCCAAGGCCAAAGCACCAGUUGAGGAGGCUCCUGUGGCCAAGAAACAAAAGGUCAGUGUUGAAGAUGCAAAAGAGGCUGUGAAUGGCGCUGAACCCAGAGGAGAGAAGGACACGGAAUUGUUCGAGAACAUGGGUUAUGUGUCUGGAGACGACGCGAGCAAUUACUCCGAUGACCAUUUCUCCAAAAGUGAUGUCCAUGACAAGCCUUUACCGGCUCCCAAGCCGGUGAUGAAGGAUGAAGAAGAUCCACCAACCAGUCCUUCAGCGGCAGCUAAUAAGAGCCCACCUGUUGUGUUGUUGUCUCGAAAUGUGGCGGAGAUUGUCCCCGUGGACGAGGAACCCACACCUCCUAAAGCGACAACCGUGGUGGAAACAGCCCAAGCCGUAAACAAAGUCCCCAUUGAAACGGAGAGUAAGAUUGAGCAAGACAAGGCUGUAUUUAGUCCCUCUGUUCAAGACGAGAUCAACGCCCUGAAGAGUGUGGGACAUGAAAAUCCGCCUGUUCAAGCUCCAGAGAGCAUGGAUACCUCAGGGUCCAUGAUUCUGACAAGCUACAAUCCUCAGCAAGAUUGCAGCAAGACGGCGGAUGCCUCUGCCAAUCUGUUUGAGUUGAGCAACAAGGCCCCAGGGUCGCAAGAGAUGGGUCCAUCUUUGGGAGUGUACACCCCGGAUAGCGCAACCAAUUCCGUCCAUUCCAUUCACGGGAGUUACAGUAACUCCAACGAUUUGCCAGACGGGUCUGUUCACAACGUCAUGGAAUCGCCCAACUCAAUUUCAAGUGUUGAUAUGAACAGCCAGCACGGGAACACUAUGGACGGCAGUGCAUCUCAGCAAUCCCUUCCACAACAGCAACAACAACAACAGCAACAACAAAUGGCACCACAACACAUGAGCCAAAGCACCCAUUCCACACCCCAACAUCAGACCAACUACGAUCAAAGUGGAAGUCACAUGGGACACAUGGUGUCUGUUGCUGCAGCCGCAGCUCAGUCUCCCCAUCACCCUCCAAGUAUUCCCAGUCAGUCCCCCCAUAGCCAACACAUGACCUCGCCACAUCCUCAGCCUAGUCCACAUGCUGGCAGCCAGCAGACUAGUCCUCACCCAAUGAGCAUAACACCGGGAGCAAAUUCCCCUUAUGCUGCAGUGCCACAACCCAGUCCGCAACCUGGCACCCCGGCACCUACUCCCAACCCUAGCAGUAGCCUGGGGCCCAACAACGCCCCACGUCAAGCCACCCGAAGUCCAGCUCAUCCACCAUCCUCCGCACAUGCCAAUUUGCAACAAUCUGCGGCGGCCACUCAACAUCUACAGAACAUGUCCAGGUUCUAUGGUAACUACCCUAUGCAUCAUCCCGCUAUGGGGAUGCAUCAAUCAGGACACUUGAACCACCAUGGCAACUUCCAGGGGAUGCCCCCCAUGUUCCCUCAUGCAGGCAUGUUCCACGGAGCUUCAGCAGCCGCCAACAUGGGAUUGGCAGCCAUGCAGCAUCAACAGCAACAGCCUCAACCCCAACAGACUGGGGGCUGCCCUUCAAGUGGGUCAGUGUCCUCUCAGAAAAGAACAGACCAUGUGUCUUCACAACGUAGUGCUGCAACGGCGUCUCCAUCCACAGCCCCCAACAGUUACUACGCUGCCAACCACACUCCUGCUGCCCCUUCAAGUGGACCUACAGCGGGUUCCAAUCAGACUCGAGGAGGUCAAGCCGGUUCCUUAGCCAAGCUACAACAGCUCACCAAUGGACUUGACCUACCUGGGCUGACCGGCGCGGUGCCACAUCUCCAGCCUCCAUCAGCCUCAGGAUCGUCUCGAAGUUCGGCCAAACAGCCUCGUAUUACACUACCUGCGGCUUCUGCUUAUCCACCGUACCCAGGACCCCCAUCCCAUCCCCAUGCGGCUGCGGCGAGAACAGCGGCACAUCACCAUAGUAGACAGAAUCCAGCCGCCAAUCUAAUGCAGUCGUACAGCCAGAAUCACAUGCUGAACUCGUAUGCUCAAGCGCAGUAUAAUUUGAUGCAGCAGUUUCCCAUGAACAUGAACAUGUAUCACCAUCAUGCAGCUGCCGCCGAGCACCAACGGACCUCUGCGGGUACACCACAUCCUGGUGCUGCGGGCACGGGUCAGAAUCCGGGACCGCACCAUCAUCACCACAUGUAUCCAAGCUACCCAGGGUACUUGAACUAUCGGUGAAACCAGCGACAACUUUUAGUGACUUAGUACAAAUUACAAUAUCUUUUGAUAAGACCCCCGAACCCCCUCCCCCCAUUCCCCCACCCAUGCUCGUUGAAGAAUAUUCACGAGUUAUUUGCAACUGUUUGAAUUCUGAUUUCUGUUUGUCACUCGCCCAUUUUUCCCCCAAACUCCAAGCCAAACACUCCCCUGAGCAUUUAAAUGAUUUGUUGUCCAUUUUCCUUUGUCGGGAGUUAAUAAAACACUUAAUAUCGUAAAUAAUGUAGUUUUA
This is a messenger RNA of Tigriopus californicus, 9907 nucleotides long. Its product is annotated as histone acetyltransferase KAT6A-like. Gene Ontology annotation, biological process: regulation of DNA-templated transcription. The coding region runs from base 196 to 9636 and encodes 3146 amino acids. Lineage: Eukaryota; Metazoa; Arthropoda; Copepoda; Harpacticoida; Harpacticidae. The record is from RefSeq and is a predicted model, not a curated record. Gene Ontology annotation, molecular function: histone acetyltransferase activity; DNA binding. Gene Ontology annotation, cellular component: MOZ/MORF histone acetyltransferase complex. The transcript is spliced from 9 exons.